AUGCAUGCAAAGCGCGCACUGGCACGCAUUGCAGAGAUGGAUUCCGGGGCUCAAGUGAGGCAGGGAGCGCCAAGGGACAGCCGUGCCGAUGAUGGCCUUGACAUGACCGCCGUCCAGAGAGCGAGGACCCUCCUCAUCGGCAGACACACGCCCAUCUACGAGAUGGACGACGCUGCGCAUCUUGUGGCGAAGGAGAGGCGCCCACGGGACAGUUUGAGGAAGGCCCCAUCUGCCGCUGGUGCCCCGUCCUCAUCUGCAAUGAGUGGCGCUCGAAUCCGCAUGGAAGGCUCGGUCGCUGCAGCCACAAGACGGCGGCAGACGCUGAACGAGAACAAGAGGCGGCGACGGCUCAAGAAGAUGCAGAGCCACAUGGAGAAGGAGGAGCCGCGCAUCGCCUUCGGCCGGUCCACCUCUCAUCUGUCAAGGAUGGGGCAGACAGCCACCAACGACACCGACAAGGACCAUGGGUCCCCUUCGGAGAGCGUCGUCGAGGCCUCCAUUCAUCCAUCAGACGGCACACCCGACUACUGGAAGGUGGCAUUGCAGAGAGUCAAAGAGCGAGAGGCGGCGAGACAGCGGGAACGGGAACGGAGUGAGAUCCGGGCGGCAGAGGCCAGGCAGCGCCGCAGCAAGUCUCUGGAGAGGGCCACCCUGCUCCGUCAGACUGUACUGGAGCGGCUGCGGGUGGAGAAGGAGAUCCAGAGAGAGCACCGGUUGGCAGCAGAGGCAUCACGGUUGGCCCAGGAGGAUGCCCGGAGGAGUAUGGGAGAGGUGUGGGAGACAAAAAGAAAGGAGGCAGCCAAGAGGACCAUGGAGCGCGAGGCGCGUGACCGGGAGAGGGUGCAGAGGGAGGCCGAGGCCGCCAGGGUCAAUAACCAGAAACGGAAGGUAGGUACCAAAGACCAAAACACAAAGACACAUGCAUGACCCACACAGAGAGACUAGAGGGACUGUUGCUGCUUUCGUGAAUAUAAUGUGACGAACAGGUGGAGUCUGCGAGGAAGGCCGAGGCGGGCCGUCUCGAGGCCCUGCAGCGAGUGCAUGUAUUCGAGAUUCGGCAGAUGCGCCGGAUUACAUCGGAAGAGGCCCGAAAAAAGCGCGAGCAGGAGACCAGCACGCAUCUGCUGGAACUCAGAGAGGAACAGGUCAGCCAGGCCGAUCCAAGAACCGACGCAUAGACGAGACACGAGCCACAUGACCGCCGACAUUUGGUGCAUGCAGGCCCGCCAGGCAAUACAGGCCGCCAAGCAGCGAAUCAGGCUCAGGCGGCGGCAGACCACCGACGCCAUCCCGUCGAAGAAAGACGAUGGCACACCGCCUCAGCAGCCGUCCCCCCGCCUUUUCCCCCUAAGGUCUUUCCCUCUAGAGGCACGACAACUGGACAGCGACAACACCAGCUACAACGACAAUGGCGAGAAUAAGUUUGUGCUGCCACCGAUCGAGCCAGUGCCAAAGGGGGAGUCUCAGAGCGACGUGCCGUCGAUCAGCAGCGGUGAGCUGUCGGGCCCACUGCCAGUCAUCCUCGACAACACGAGCGGCUCGGCGGCCUCCUCGCCCAGACAGAGAAGGGCCGUCCCGGCUGUUGCGCAGAGUGAUGGUGGAUGGAGGGGCUCGUUCUCUUAUGCUGAGGCCUUCCGAAGGACGCUACGUGAGAGGAAGGAGAAGAGGCAGCAGUACGCCCAGAUCCAUGAGCACCAGCAGGAGCUGAAGCGGCGCACAUCCCAUAAGCACAUCAACACCCACAUGAGAAGGGUUGAGACUCUCACCCACAACAACAACAACAGCAGCCGCAACAGCAGGGACAUCUCUGAGGAAGAGACGACAAACGACCCCUUGGCCGCUCCCGCCCCAAUCCUUACCAGGCCGACGGACGGCAAGAGCCCCUGCUCCCCCUCCCCGCCCCCCGACUCGUCCUCUCCACCCUCUCUCGCGUCAUCGCCCUCUCCCGUACCGCAGGUCGGCGCGUUCGUGGGUCACAUUGCUGGUGAAGACGACCAUUUUUUUAAAAACGAUGGUGUGGCGGCGCCCCACCUGAGCACUCCUUCUGUCAAACGGGAGUGGCUGGCGCCGAAGAAGGCUCCACAAUCAAGCCCUGCGUGCGGGACACCCAACACCAACGCCGGCUGUCGGAGACGCGUGUGAGUGAGAGUCCAGACACGAUGGCUGCUCUGGGGAGACUGAUAUUCCGCGUCUGAGUGUGUGUGUGAGUAUGUGUGUUGCGCGACGCUGCCGUGGCCAUGUGAACGGAAAUACAUUCUGGAAGAUGCAUGUGUAUCUAUCUGGUUGGUGGGAGGAUUGAUUGCCCUUGAUGGUGGAUGGAACGAACGAACAGGUGUGGGUCCAUGACAUGGAGGUUCAACGCGUGCAACAAACAGUGUAUGUGCAUUCAUUUGUACAGGCAGGCAGGCGGGCAGAGAGGAG
This is a messenger RNA of Vitrella brassicaformis, 2421 nucleotides long. The record is from the annotation of a GenBank genome assembly. Lineage: Eukaryota; Vitrellaceae.